AUGGGGCCUCGAGGUGCGCAUCUCCUGGCAGUGAUCCUCAUCUUAGGGCUGUAUGCUCUGGUGGAAGGCCAGAAACCUUCCCCCUGCCGGUGCUCUAGGGUGACACCCUCCAACAGGAAGAACUGUGGCUUCCCCGACAUCACCAGUGACCAGUGCUUCGACAUGGGAUGCUGCUUUGACUCUAGCAUCGGUGGGGUCCCCUGGUGUUUCUACCCACUUCCAAACCAAGCAUCUGAGCAGUGUGUCAUGGAAGCGUCAGCUCGAGAGAACUGUGGGUACCCAGGCAUCAGCCCCGAGGAGUGCGCCUCUCGAGACUGCUGCUUCUCCGACUUGAUCUUUCAGGUGCCCUGGUGCUUCUUCCCAGAGUCUGUGGAAGACUGUCAUUACUGAGAGGUACCAGGGCCGAGCCACUGGCUCCCAGGAGCUGCAAGCCAGAAGAGGAGAGCCUCAACCAGACUCCAGCAACUUCUGGGCUUUCUUGGACUGUCUUGAC
Molecule: messenger RNA, 493 nt
Organism: Psammomys obesus (fat sand rat)
Lineage: Eukaryota; Metazoa; Chordata; Mammalia; Rodentia; Muridae
Product: trefoil factor 2
Exons: 4
Coding region: 1-390 (129 amino acids)
Biological process (GO): negative regulation of gastric acid secretion; chemokine-mediated signaling pathway; maintenance of gastrointestinal epithelium
Molecular function (GO): CXCR4 chemokine receptor binding
Source: RefSeq, a predicted model, not a curated record